CAUAUGAAGACAGCAUAGCCUCUAAUAGUGAUAUUUGGACUGUAAUGCACCAAGAGUUGUUCAAUUUCAGAUACAUAUAUAUUUUUUAUAUGAGCCUUAAAAUAUCUCAAUCAUGGAAAUAUACAAUCUCUGCACAGCAUUGCAGAACCAAGUGUUUAAGUAUUACUGCUAACUUUGUGACAAACUUUUACUGCCAAUAAAACUGAACAAGACACAAUAGGAUGUUUACAAAAAGGAAAGUAGAUCCAGAGCUGGAGAAGCUGAGGAACGAAGUGGAUGGACCGCCAAAUUUAGAUAUGAUCAUUGCUAAUAUCCAGAGAGAAUCGUCGCGCAUUCACGCUGCGUACUUGUUUGAGCACAGUGGCAGGGCUGCUCUACAGAAACUGUGCCUGCUGCUGAGCUCCACAGCAACAGGGAAGAUUUACGACGGGUGGCAGGAGUUUGCAGCGCACAUGGGAUUAACGAUGGAGCAGAUACGCUGCAUAGAUUAUGACUUCAAAGGGCUCCAGGAUCCAACGUAUUACGUGCUUUUGACUUACGUACAGUCUCCGGAGGCAACAAUGGACAAAAUUCUGAGUGCUUUGCAAAGGAUGCAGCGACUCGACGUUAUAAACCAAAUUAAGGAUUACAUGCACGAUCUAGUCGGUUAUGUUGCGUCGCAACAUGUCGUAAGCUGUGAUGAAUCUAAGAUAAUUCAGCCUGGACAUAUACCAAGAGCACCGUUAGUUCUGAGUCCCAUAUUGACAGUGGAAUGUAAAACCGGAGUGAGAGAGGGCGAAUCAAUGUACACACCACAAGAUAAUCAGCAGAAGAAGCAUGGGCAAACAUAUGGCUGUAUAGUCAUGCUGACUUUCGCCGAUGACGGUUUGCCAACUGCUGAGUGCAUCGCAAAGAUAUUCAGGUCCAAGCAGCCGCGAAUUGGCGUGCUUAUGCUGCAAGAACAGGAGAAACACGUCUACAGUAGAGCUGAAGAAUUUAUAGACGAUUGUUUCAAACAGGUCGACUACGUUAUACCAAUACUGACAAGAGGAUACAUCGAAAGAAUCAACAACUCUGUGAAAACGCACGAACAGAUACCUAAGAAUUUGGAUACCAAAUAUUUGAAGUACAUAUACUCCUUGUUGAGAUACGAAUACAUAAGAAAUCAAUGCUGCAACAAUCGUGUGAGAUGUAUCGUGCGUGAUAAAGAUGUUUAUACAAUUGUGCGAGCAAGCCUGCAUCCCACGUUGCAGGCGUGGUUUCGUGAAAGUGAUAUCGACGAAUUCGUAAACAACAUCCUCUUCCACAAAAUUUGAAAACCGCGAGUGCCCGGACGAAAAUAAAAUUUUCGCUAGCAGCUUUUGAGUACCUACUAAAAUUUAUCAUUUCGAUCAUCUUUCUGUACAUAAUACUAUCUCUUUGACGAUUCAAAGACUGUGGCGGGCAUAAGAAUAUCGUGGACAACCGCUGUAAACUUCAAUUUGUGUGAGAUUCCUUCGCAGCCUACCGACAUCUCUCUCACGUUAAUAAAAUUAACGUGCGUGUU
Vollenhovia emeryi is the source of this 1525-nucleotide messenger RNA. RefSeq lists its product as uncharacterized. NCBI's taxonomy places the organism in Eukaryota, Metazoa, Arthropoda, Insecta, Hymenoptera, Formicidae. Gene Ontology annotation, biological process: signal transduction. Gene Ontology annotation, molecular function: protein binding. The record is from RefSeq and is a predicted model, not a curated record. The transcript has 7 exons. Bases 222 to 1295 code for a protein of 357 amino acids.